GCGCUGGACGCAGCACACCCACGCGCGGGGCGCAGAUCCCUGCGCGCUGCCCCAUCCCGCCCCAGCGCACGCAGGAGAGCGGCGGCGCGCGGAACCGAGAAAAUAGUGCGCGGCGGAGUGAUUCGAUCGUGGGGGCGGGGCGCGCGAGACCAUAUAAGGGACGGGAGGGGGAUGUGUGGCGCAGUUGGAGUCGGGGAAAAAUGCAGAUCUUCGUCAAGACCCUGACUGGAAAGACCAUCACCCUUGAGGUCGAGCCCAGUGACACCAUUGAGAAUGUCAAGGCAAAGAUCCAGGACAAGGAAGGCAUUCCCCCAGAUCAGCAGAGGCUGAUCUUUGCUGGGAAGCAGCUGGAAGAUGGUCGCACUCUGUCUGACUACAACAUCCAGAAGGAGUCUACUCUGCACUUAGUGCUGCGCCUCAGAGGUGGGAUGCAGAUCUUUGUGAAGACCCUGACUGGCAAGACCAUCACCCUGGAAGUUGAGCCCAGUGACACCAUUGAGAAUGUCAAGGCCAAGAUCCAAGACAAGGAAGGCAUUCCACCCGACCAGCAGAGGCUGAUCUUUGCUGGGAAGCAGCUGGAAGAUGGUCGUACCCUGUCCGACUACAACAUCCAGAAAGAAUCUACCCUGCACCUUGUCCUGCGUCUGAGAGGUGGGAUGCAGAUCUUUGUGAAGACCCUGACUGGCAAGACCAUCACCCUUGAGGUCGAGCCCAGUGACACCAUUGAGAAUGUCAAAGCCAAGAUCCAGGACAAGGAGGGCAUUCCCCCAGAUCAGCAGAGGCUGAUCUUCGCUGGGAAGCAGCUGGAAGAUGGUCGCACGCUGUCCGACUACAACAUCCAGAAGGAGUCCACUCUGCACCUUGUCCUGCGCCUGAGGGGAGGGAUGCAGAUCUUUGUGAAGACCCUGACUGGCAAGACCAUCACCCUUGAGGUCGAGCCCAGUGACACCAUUGAGAAUGUCAAGGCCAAGAUCCAGGACAAGGAGGGCAUUCCUCCUGACCAGCAGAGGCUGAUCUUCGCUGGGAAGCAGCUGGAAGAUGGUCGUACCCUGUCUGACUACAACAUCCAAAAGGAGUCCACCCUGCACCUUGUCCUGCGCCUGAGGGGUGGUAACUGAACCAGCAGGUUGUUGCAUCCAAAUAAAAAGUUUCUCUGCACUUGUUCAUUCCAAUAAAGCUGUUGCAUCCACAAAAA
This is a messenger RNA of Chiroxiphia lanceolata (lance-tailed manakin), 1195 nucleotides long. RefSeq names its product ubiquitin B (gene UBB). The transcript has 2 exons. Lineage: Eukaryota; Metazoa; Chordata; Aves; Passeriformes; Pipridae. Bases 201 to 1118 code for a protein of 305 amino acids. Gene Ontology annotation, cellular component: nucleus; cytoplasm. Gene Ontology annotation, biological process: protein ubiquitination; modification-dependent protein catabolic process. Gene Ontology annotation, molecular function: protein tag activity; ubiquitin protein ligase binding. The record is from RefSeq and is a predicted model, not a curated record.